CGCCUAUGUACGUAGGUAUGAAAGCACUCUAUGCCUCGAGCGCACAUGUAAACGCUGGUUUAGCUGUGUGCGUAUCCCUUCUACCGAGACAUCCCUGAAUCAAAUAAUCAAACAAUUAUUGUGAGUAUGAAGUGUUACGCACAACGAAGUCGCGACGAGAUCCAUCAAAAAAGAAGAAUCAGCACAAGACAGCCGAUAUUACCAGAGAGAGAGAGAAGCAAAAUGAUACUUGAAGGAUUAGUAACUGCUUUUGUUAUUGCUCUGUGUUGUUUAUAUAUUUACUACAAGUUUGUGGUGUUCGAUUUCUGGCGCAANAAAGGUGUAUUUUUUAUUAAACCUGUUGUACCAGUUGGUAAUUUGACACCUUUUGUUACUGGAAAAAUAUCAAUAGGAGAACUAUAUCGCGAUGUUUACUUGAAAUAUAAGGACCACAGUGCUAUCGGAAUGUAUACAUUUUUCAAACCGACUCUUGUAAUUGCCGAUCUUGAUCUUGUCCGAAUGGUGCUGACAAAAGAAUUUGGCAGUUUUCACGAUCGCGGGUUGUAUUUUAACGAGAAAAUAGAUCCGAUGUCCGGUCAAUUGUUUUUCUUACCCGGAAAAAAAUGGAGAAAUCUGCGCGUCAAGUUGACUCCUACUUUUACUUCGGGGAAACUAAAGCAGAUGUUUGCAAUACUCAAAGAAUGCGGCAAAGAUUUGGCAAAAUCUUUGGAAAAAACAGCCAAGUCAAAAGGAUAUGUUGAUAUAAAAGAAAUGUUUCCAAGGUAUUCAACAGACAUAAUUAUGUCAGCAGCUUUUGGAAUCAAAUCCAACUGCAUAGAAGAACCAAAUAAUGAAUUUCAAUACUGGACAAAGAAAGUCUUUGAAAUAAGUAACCUCAAGAAUGCCAUUUUUAUGUUUGCAUCUCCAAUUGCCAAUUUAUUUUCUAUCCCUAUGUUUGAUCAGGGUACUACUAACUUUUUUUUAAAUGUAUUUCGAGAUAAUGUGAAAUACAGACAAACUCACAAUAUCGCCAGGCACGAUUUUAUGAGUCUACUUAUACAACUUAUGGAGAACGGUUAUGUCGAGCCUGACGAAGAGAAAAAUGUUACCGAUAAGAAUGAUGUAUCUGUGACAGCGACUACGAGUAAAAUUUCUAUGUUGGAAGCGGCUGCGCAAGCUUUUCUCUUCUACUUAGCUAGCUACGAAACUUCCUCAAGUACGGCAACCUACUGUUUGUACGAAUUAGCCAUAAAUCAGAACAUACAAGAUAAGCUUCGACAAGAAAUCGAUCAAAUACUGAAAGAACACGGAGAAGUGACUUACAAUGCAGUAAAUGAUAUGACUUAUCUUCAUAAAGUAGUAAAUGAAACUCUGAGGAAAUAUCCGCCUGUACCGAUGCUGAAUCGUAUUUGCACCAAAAACAUAACUCUACCAACGAACAUUCACAUACCGGAAGGAACUUUAAUUACCAUACCAGUACUUGGCAUACAUCAUGAUCCGGCGAUAUAUCCGGAACCGGAUAAGUUUGAUCCCGAACGAUUCAACACGGAUCAAAUAACGGCCAGGCAUUCAUACGCUCAUUUGCCAUUUGGAGAAGGACCGCGAGCUUGUAUCGGUACACGACUAGGUUAUAUGAUGGUGAAAAUUGGAAUCGUGAAUAUAGUAUCAAACUUUAAAGUAAAACUUCACCCCAAAACUCCGGUGCCACCGAUCUUUGACAAAGCUACUACAGUACUUACUCCCAAAGGCGGAGUACCUUUUAUAAUUGAACCGCUAUAAAACAUCUCGCGCUCUCUACAGCCGCAUUUAAACUACGUACGUCAAUUGUGUAACAAAUAAUUACAAUGUCGCAAUCAUCGUGCGAAAAGCAAACAAACAAAUAUGCAAUCUUGUAAUACCGAUAUUGAUAAUAAAGAUAAAUAUUUGCAGAAUCA
This is a messenger RNA of Pseudomyrmex gracilis, 1913 nucleotides long. RefSeq names its product probable cytochrome P450 6a14. The record is from RefSeq and is a predicted model, not a curated record. The transcript is spliced from 7 exons. NCBI's taxonomy places the organism in Eukaryota, Metazoa, Arthropoda, Insecta, Hymenoptera, Formicidae. Gene Ontology annotation, molecular function: oxidoreductase activity, acting on paired donors, with incorporation or reduction of molecular oxygen; heme binding; iron ion binding. The coding region runs from base 127 to 1758 and encodes 543 amino acids.